Gracilinanus agilis (Agile Gracile Mouse Opossum) is the source of this 1023-nucleotide messenger RNA. Its product is annotated as platelet-activating factor receptor-like. The transcript has a single exon. Gene Ontology annotation, molecular function: G protein-coupled receptor activity. The coding region runs from base 1 to 1023 and encodes 340 amino acids. The record is from RefSeq and is a predicted model, not a curated record. Lineage: Eukaryota; Metazoa; Chordata; Mammalia; Didelphimorphia; Didelphidae. Gene Ontology annotation, biological process: positive regulation of Rho protein signal transduction; phospholipase C-activating G protein-coupled receptor signaling pathway. Gene Ontology annotation, cellular component: membrane.
AUGAACAACACGGAAGCAGGUGCAGGUGUCAGAGGAUGUGGGCCUUGGGAUGAUCCUGCCCGCUUCAUUGUGGUGCCAGCUGCCUAUGCAGUGGCCCUGAGUCUGGGUCUGCCUGCCAACCUGGCUGCCUUGGCCGUCUUUGGGAGGGGUGGGGGAAGGCUAGGCCAGGCCUUGCGCCUCUACCUGCUCAACCUGGCUGUGGCCGACAUCCUCUUCACCCUCACGCUGCCCUUCUGGCUCACCUACUACUUGGGCCAUGCCCACUGGCCCUUCCCUGCCUCCGUCUGCCACAUCACUGGAGCCACAUACUAUGCUGCCACUUAUGCUGCCAUCUCCUUCAUGGUUCUUAUCAGUGUCAGUCGGUAUUGCACCGUACAGGGGCCCAAGCCUGGGUUCGGUGCCCGCCUGCCCCUCAACCAGCUUCGGGUGGCCCAGGCUGCCUGUACUGCUACAUGGAUGCUCUGCUUGGCCUGCGCCGCUCCCUCCCUGGUCUCUGCCCGGGCUCUGCGCCCUGGCCCGGGAGGUACUACCCGCUGCUUCGAGCACGGCUGGGCCUGGCAAGACAUGGCCUACAUCACCGUGGCCUUCUUCAUCGUCGCCUUCCUCUUGGUCCUGGGGGCCUACGUAUCGUUGGCUCGGGUGCUGGUGGUGCCUCCUGCAUCGAGAGGGACAUCUCUGGGCCCUUUUGCUGCCGGCUCCCACCGACGCAUGGCACGGACGAUGGUGCUGGGGCUGCUGCUGGUGUUUGCCGUCUGCCUGGCGCCCUACCACCUCAUCCUGGCACCCUGGGUAGCCGGACAGGAGGGGAACGACGGUGACAAUGGAGAGAGUGAGUGUCAGGUGCCUUCCACCCUGGAUGUCCUACAUACUCUCAGUCUGGCCCUUCUCAGCCUCAAUAGCUGCCUCGACCCCCUGGUCUACUGCUUUUCUUUACGCCGCUUCCGCCAGGACUGCCGGGGGCUAAGCUGCUGCCCAGGGUCCAGAGGAACCAGGACCCCAGCAGCUUCUUGUUCUUCCUCUUAG